Scophthalmus maximus (turbot) is the source of this 5349-nucleotide messenger RNA. RefSeq names its product inositol polyphosphate-5-phosphatase Ka (gene inpp5ka). Gene Ontology annotation, biological process: negative regulation of peptidyl-serine phosphorylation; negative regulation of insulin receptor signaling pathway; phosphatidylinositol dephosphorylation. Gene Ontology annotation, molecular function: phosphatidylinositol-4,5-bisphosphate 5-phosphatase activity; phosphatidylinositol-3,4,5-trisphosphate 5-phosphatase activity; inositol bisphosphate phosphatase activity. Gene Ontology annotation, cellular component: endoplasmic reticulum; ruffle; cytoplasm. NCBI's taxonomy places the organism in Eukaryota, Metazoa, Chordata, Actinopteri, Pleuronectiformes, Scophthalmidae. The record is from RefSeq and is a predicted model, not a curated record. Bases 1153 to 2802 code for a protein of 549 amino acids. The transcript is spliced from 14 exons.
ACAGCUGAUGUCAACCCACUGUACGUCUCUCAGCAAGUAGACAAAACAACGACAACGAGUGCCGCCUAUAAAUCGCAGGUGCGGAGACGACGAUGAUGGAGGAGACGGAGGAGCGGCAACACUCGGACCUCAGCGCGACGAAGGGGAACUCCGACAGAGACAGUUUCAGGUCGGACUGGUGAACAUUCAGCUUUUUUUUUAUCCAUACGCACUUGAUAUAAAUCAUUUACAGCUGCUGUGUUAAAAAAAAGCUCCAAAACCCCCCCCCCCUGUAAAGUGAAAUUAUUCAGCUGUAAGUCGAAAAUGAUAUCUUUAGUUAAUUGCCUAAUGAUCACAUGUUCACUGGUCAUAUUGUCUGACCUCAGACUUUAAAGAAGUCGUGCACUAUCAGACACUUUGUCAUUAAGCAACACUGUCGAGAUGCCGGGCUUGUGAGUGGACCUUGGCUUGGGAUCAGUUCCAUUGUAGUCAUAAGACCGCUAUUGCACAGUUGUACUGAGGAGGCUGCGUAAUCCCUGGGUUUAUAGCUCAUAAAUGUGAGGAUAUGUGGUCACAUGCUUCGAUGUCGGGGCACGAUUUAGUGUAACUUUGUGCCUCCCGAUGUCUUUUUGUGCGGCCCUGUAGAUCGCAGCAUUCCCCUUAAGUGAGUUGUUUGGUUGCAGAUCAGACCAGACAGUUCAGACAGACCCAUUGACAGCUGAAUCAAAAACGCCCCUGUGGCAUUUUGAAAAAUAUGCUAAAUGUUGUAAUCCAGGGUUUGUAAUCUAUAGAACUCUAAAGAAACCCAGUUUUACUGGAAAUGUGGCGUUGUGAUUUGGAGAUCGAUGAGAUGUGAGCUGUGAUGACACGUGGAUUGGAGCGCAGUUUUUUGUGUGGCACGCAACUAAUGUACUGUAUAAGUCAAAGAGUGUUUUUCAAGGUUUUAAAUCUUGUUUGUCUGAGUCGGUCCUGUGAUUUUAAGAGUUCGCUCAGUGGUUUGAUUCCACAGAAGCCGCCUUCACGCAACCCAGACAUACUUACAACCACCUCAUCUUGGAUUCUUUUUUUCUUUUGGUACGCUGCCUCCAAGUUACGGUCCUUCAGCAAAUGGAUUGUGCUUCCAUAAUUUUUUAACAUCAACUUCUGGCCUCACAAGAAGAGCGUACUGUGAGAAUGGAUGAAAUCAGUCGCCUGUUGGGCCACACGGGACACGGCCGCUCUGACAGCCUCCUCAGUGACGCCACACAGUCCAAAGGCAGCAAACUGGUUCUGCGCCAUCGGCUCAACCAGCUGCUGACCUGCGUGGAUGACCUGGACCCCAAAGAUGAACUGCAUGAGAAAGUGGUGAAGACGCUGGAUAACGCCCUCCUCGUCUGCGGCAAGAGAGCCAACAAGCUGAAGAAAGACCGUUUCAGGCUGCACAUGGUGACGUGGAAUGUGGCCACAGCUGAUCCACCAGAUGAUGUAACCUCGCUUCUGCAUCUGAACUCCCCAAAGAGCCCGGACCUCUACGUCAUCGGUCUGCAGGAGGUGUACUCGGGGCCACUGAGGUUCAUGUCAGAUGUUGUAUUCGAUGACCCAUGGAGUCAUCGGUUGAUGUCUACCUUAGCACCACGGAAUUACAUUAAGGUGUCAUCCAUCAGAAUGCAGGGUCUGCUGCUGCUCUUCUUCUCCAAACUGCAGCACCUCCCUUUCAUCAGAGACAUCCAGGCCACAUACACACGCACAGGCAUUUUUGGAUAUUGGGGGAACAAAGGUGGCGUGUCCAUCCGUUUGUCUUUCUACGGCCACACGCUCUGUUUCCUCAACUGCCACUUGGCUGCUCACAUGAAAUAUGCCACUGAGAGAGUGGAUGAGUUUGAGCACAUCAUGAACACGCAGACCUUUGAAUGUAAAACGGCCCCUAGAGUUGUCGACCACAGUCUGGUCUUUUGGUUUGGAGAUCUCAACUUCCGGAUUCAGGACCACGGAAUGCACUUUGUUCGCUCCUGUAUCAGCAAUCAAACCUACAACCUGCUGUGGAGCAAAGACCAGUUGAUCAUGAUGAAGAAUAAAGAGGAGAUGCUUCAGGAGUUUGAGGAAGGACAUCUGGACUUUCAACCCACCUACAAGUUUGACUUGAACUCUGAUACUUAUGACAGCAGGCUCUACAGGACAUGGUUUGGCUUUAACGGAAAGAAGCGCAAACCUGCCUGGACAGACAGGAUCCUGUGGCGACUCAGACCCAAAGCCCCGACCACGACUGAUGAGCACGUUGAAACCACAGAGACUGUGAAGGGGGCGAGGGAGCUGGAAGAGGAUGAGGAGUACCCUCUGAAGAUCAGGCAGGACCUGUACACCAGCGACAUGGAGUAUAGCGUCAGUGACCACAAGCCUGUCGUCGGCGUCUUCACACUGGAGCUGAGGAAGAUGUACGAGACGCCUCUGGUGCAUCUGCAAGCGGAGGGGGACUGGAGCGCAGACAUCGAUGCCAUGGUCCUCUACAGCCCCCUGCAGCCAUUCCCCUCCAGCACGUGGGACUGGAUUGGACUCUACAAGGUUGGAUUCAACAGUUUGACUGAUUACAUCACGUACACGUGGGUCAAAGACGACGAGGUGGCCUUCAGUGAAGAAGUCAUACAGGUGUAUGUCAGUAAAGAGGAAAUCCCUGUGCAGGGAGGAGAGUGCAUGCUGUGCUACUACAGCAGUACUCUGCGGUGCAUCAUUGGAAUCAGCGAACCGUUCAAGGUCCACGAAUCCAAGGUAGCCAUCGAGGAAGGCCUGCUGCCUGAGAAGAUUAACGGACUAGACGAAACUGUAGCAAGAAAAGAGCGUCGUGACUGAUCUUUUGGGAGUCAUGGCUGUGGUAUGAUGUAGAUGGGAUUGCCUGAACUACGACAUGGCUUUCUUUACAACUGCUUCUUCACCUGCGAAUGAAAGAGCACACGAGGAAAUGCCCCCACGGACCUCUCUAAUGCUACAGGUGUGGCUUUUAGUUACUCUACACCAUCUUUUUUUACAACUGGUCUCUAUGGUCACUUUCAGGGUGUGAGGUCUGGCCGAAAUCAAAGCGGAACUCUUUAAUCCUUCGUUGCUGACUGAAAACCUGUAAACAGGUAGAUGGGUUAAAGCCUGUCUAAACUGGUGUUAUGUGAUGAAACACUUUGAUAGGAUUUUGUGUGUUGGGUCAGUGAGUAAUGGGAGAGUUCAGGUUAGACCAGAGGUUUUCUGUGAGGUGAGAGUUUGGUCGUCGUGUUUAUUUGGCCUGUUUAUCAAUACGAUCGUGCCUCGCUUUCCUCACACUGUACAAAAUGAAGCCAAAAUACCCCAAAUAUGGCCACUGCCGUCUUCUGGCGAUACACCCGGCAGUUUAUAAUCAAAAGUCAGUCUCAGGUACCUUAAAAAGUACCUGAAACGACAGAAGCCGUCUUUGGGAAAAAUUUGUACUUGAACUUUUUAGUUUGGCCCAUGUCCUAACACGAGGGGGGGGGGGGGGGGGGGUAUGACCUAUACUUCCACCAGCCACCAGGGGGCGAUGGAGAUGUUUUAGCUUCACUUUUGGGAGCCGUCACGUCGUCCAUCUUUACAGACUGUUUGGUCAUUGACACAAAGUCCAUUGAGACACUUUGAAGCUGUUUGUUCUUCAUCUAUUCAGUUUGCAUCAAAACGCAUAAUUGUGCUCAGAUAUUCACAUAUUUUUUUGAUUUGGUGUUACCAACACUUCCCGAUAAAUCGUAGCUUCCCCUUAUAUCUUCAUCUCCAAUGUCCAUCUCAAACAAAUGCCUGUCACUCCUAUACAAAGACGCUCCUCAUCAUUCCACUACCCCACCUGAGCAUCAUUACAGUUCUUCAGUAUCAAAUUAAUCCACUAACUUUAGUCUGUACACCCGCGGCUACUUAACAAACUGGACCUGUUAACAGUGAAUUUGUCAUACAUUUAAUGGAGCCAAUUUACCUUGAUAUUUACAAAUACAGGCUAAUAAAACAGGUUUCAAGUUGUAGCCUACAGUUGACUAAUCCCCCCCUCGCAGUUGUCUUGAUUUUCUCCGAGGGGAUCCCUUCAUGUCAGUUUGAAACUUUCUGGGUUGGAUGUAAUGAUAAAAUAGUAUUAGGUUAAGUAUGUUGUAGGAUCUGUAAAGGCGUGCUUGUUCUGUGCGAUCUGACCAUUGUCUAUUGGUGACAGGAAGUUCUUAGUUACAGGCUGUGUUAAUGGAUCAAAAAUAUCUAAAAUGCUGAAGUUGCUCUCAGAGCGGCCAUGUCGUGGCUGAGAGAGAAGCCGGAUCUCUUUGUAAGUCAAGAACAAAAGCCUGCCACAAUAAUGGAAAAAGAAAAAGGGAAAAGCUAAAAAAAGUAACCAAGCUUAUUUGCUUUUUGUUUUUGUUUAAGUGUCUGGUCAAGUUUGUUGGAGCACUGAACCUAAUUUGGCCCAUUUCACUUAAGUAUGAGAGAAGUCUGACAUUUAUUUUUGUUUGGUGGCCGCACAGACGUCACAGACUUGUUCGACCUGGGGUUAAGUAUGACAAAAUGACAAAACCCUUUAAGACAGAAAUGAAGAGGAAAAAUUCAAAUUCAUCAGUGUGAAGUAUUCCUUUAAAACGGAAGACGACCCGAUGUAGCUUGUGCACUGUCCUGAAAGCCUUGCUGCGGUACUGUAUAUGAGCUGGAGUCUGUAAUAUUCACUGAAUAUCUUUCCUUGCUGUGUGGAUGGACUGCUGAAGGAAGAUGAGAAAGUAUUGUGCAGUUUGCAGUUCUCGUAGUAUCCUAAAUAACUGCAGUUGUUCCUGGAGAACUUGAAAACAUAGAUAUAUCUGAUAGAACUUUUACCUUUUUUCAUUUUAAGCUUGCUGUCUCAUUAGCCUACUGUCUUUACAGUAGUCAUUCCCUACCACUGUGUGUGAAGUCACAGUGAAACCGAGAAACUUAAGGAUGCGUCACACUUUGUUUGUUUUUAUGAAAAGGUAUUUACAAGCUUAUUCAAUAUUAUUGGUGUUUUUAGAGAUCAAUAAGGAUUCAGCAAGUGCCUUUCAAAUGAUUGUCGCUUUAUAUUCACUGUACUGUGCUGCUUCAUUUUGAUACAGCGUGUAUCAUUAAUAUACAGUUGAUUAUUUUUUAUCAUAACAUGGCAUGGUUUUUCUUGCCAAUCUCUUGUUCUGAUAUUCUCUGGGUUUUAAAUACUGCUGUUCUAAACUUUUUAGCUCCAUGAAGAUCUCUCUCUUUGUGAAAGUUGUCGUUACUGGCUUUGCUGGAAUCUAUUAUAUUAGCAACACUGUGUCACUGUUUAUUUUUUUAAUGUUAUAUUUGAAAAAAACAAACAUAUUUCUCUAUUGGCAGUGUAAUAAAAUGUACUGUAACAGAUGAAUAGCAAAUAUUAAAUUAUAAAGUUUCACUUUA